This is a messenger RNA of Porites evermanni, 20158 nucleotides long. The record is from the annotation of a GenBank genome assembly. Lineage: Eukaryota; Metazoa; Cnidaria; Anthozoa; Scleractinia; Poritidae.
AAGAAAAACUUGACGACUGAAAAACAGAAGAAAAGCCAGGUUUUCCAGAGAUUCAAACGAGCUGAGACUGUUCAAAGUGAGUCGGUUAUUCAUUUAUUUAUUUUACUUUAUUUUCUCUUGUUAACUUCCCGAUUAUCGAAGGAGUCCAGCAUAUGGAGAUUACCUUGUUAGGUUUGUAUGCUAUCCUAUAAGCCUACGCCAGAGAUAAAGUAGUAGCUAGCUAGUGCAUAGAUACAGCUUACAUGCAAAUUAUGAAAGGAAAUAAAUAACAGAACACCAUUGUGUAUUUUUUUUCUUUUUUCUUUCUCUUUCAUUUUCUUUUCUUUCUUUUUUCAUAAUAGGGACACUUUAUGGAGACACUUUAAAAAAAGAUCUAUUAUAGCCUCGUUUCUUUCUUUAUGUAACUAAAAUGUGCUUUUAUUUUGUUGUCUUAUUUUAUCUACCGUACCGUAAGUGACCUAAUAAAUGCCCGGGAAGUCUAUUUAAUUUUAGGGUUGCAAGCCGUGGCGUUUUAAUAAUUGAUAUGAGUCGUUUAAAGGAAGAGGCGUUUAUCCUCAUAAUUGUAAUAUCUAUUAGUAAUAACAAUAGGACUGAGUGACAAUAACAAAAUGCAAGAAUCUCAGUCUUUAAAUAUUUAUUAAUGUGAGAGAAAGAUUCCAAAGCAAAGACAUCAUCGGUUGCAACAUUGGAUGAAAUCAUCGGAAAGUGGAAGCCCGAACGCAUGAUGAACUUUCCAAAAAGAAAAAAAAACAAUUAAAAUGUACCACUACUUUUUCAUUGAUUUUGAUUGGUUAUCAUGUGCUAAGUAGUUAAAUUUCAUUAGCUAAGACUGAUUUGGUAAUCUAUCCAUCCGAGAAAUUUGGGUAAUCACGUGACCGUACGCCAUUACGUCCGUUCACUCUUUGGGGGUGGUACCAUGUAGACUCUGGGGUGGUACUUAGUAUACUCUGCAAGGGAGACGAAGGGGAAUCCAAAGCACGCAGCUUGCGUCUGUCUUGGCAAAAGAUUAUUAAGCUGGUUGAAGUUCACCUACAGACAGCCAGUGGAGUUUUUCUAGUGUAGAUCUUGAAUUUCGUCUGUUGAUUUACGACAAAAACCGUGAACAAUAUAUAUUUUUAGCGUGUGCUUUUACCUUGGUCACAGAUUUGUCAAUGUUUUAAAAGGUGAAUUCAUGCGUAAAAACUUAUGCAGCAUCUUGAAGUUUGUUUACCGUGGUGUAUAAAGAUUUUAAGCUUUUUGUGUUCUUUCAAUGCUGCCGCAACAAGAAAUACAAGCUUUUUGUGUUCUUUCAAUGCUGCCGGAACAUGAAAUACAGCCGCUAUCAAGAUUCUUUCUUUGUUCAUAGUUGGUUUGAUAGUUUGUUUAUCUUAUUUGUGGUUGAGGAAAGCGUGGCAUAAAGGCUUUUCUAACCUAAUUUUCUGCCUUUCAGAGCAUUUUCUUCAGGUGAGGUUGAUUAUUCAGCAUUGUUUUUUUUCUGUCUGGUUUGACUUGUUUAUGAUUCCGGGCGUUAUUAUUUCCUGUCACUUACGGUUCCACUAAUACUCAAGAAAAACAAACACCGACAAAAAAACAAAAAAAUCUUUAAACUUUCAUUUGAGUCUUGCUUCGAGGUGCGUUCAUCUAGUUUUCACCAUCUAACCUGUUUAAAAAACGUGAACGGAGCCGGUCGGGAUAAAAAAAAGACAACAACAACAACAAAAACAAAAACACAAAAAAAAACACAAAAAAAAACAUUCUCAGUUAAUAAAUCAAAGGUUAUAAAUCAAAGGGUUUUUAGAAACGGUUCAAACACACUAAUCCUCUUUCUAGAAUGAAUUAAACUGAACUGUUCUUGUGGUACAUUUUCUAUUGCAUUUGAUGUUGUUUUGUUUCUGGUUUCAUUUUUAUGCCGUCACGUUACGCACGUAAGAUUUGAGACAAUAACAAGAAAGCUUGGAGCGAUAUUCUUGCCUCGAGGUCAUCUUGAAAAAUAGAAAACACCGCGAAACCAGCUUGAAAUUCUCGGUAGGAUUUUAACCGCCGAGAUCUUUGGACCAAGGAAAGAUCUCGCCGAGACCCCUUUAUCUCGGCGGCCAAAAUCUGGCCUAGAUCUCGCCGAGGUUCUCAAAUCUCGGCGGCCAAAAUCCUGCCGAGAAUCCCGCCGAGAUCCCUAAAUCUCGGCGGCCAAAAUUGCAGCGUGGUCUUCCCGUGAUAACGGCGGCAAAAAUCUCGACGAGGUCCCUGAAUCUCUCUGGAUUUCUGAAGAACCAUUCGUGUUGCACCGCUAUUCUGAAAAUGACCUAGGACUGGAGAAGGAGCCUUGUCAACAGAGAGUCAGCCAUGGCCGUGGCCGUUGAUUUAUCAAAGGCUUUUGACUUUAAUUUAUUAAAGAGAAACUAGAUUAGAAACAGAAUAUUCAGGCAAUAAUUUAUUUUAAAAACAUCAAUUCUUAAAGAAAUACGAUCGUAAAGCAAAGAUGCAAGGAACAUUUCAAGUGUACGAGAUCGGUGAAGAUCGCGCGUUUUGCACAAUGAGCUUCAACAGAAAGUUAAUAAAUUUUUGUGGGAGGAAUAUUUCGAAACUGAAAGGCCAUGUCUGUUUUAUUUUUGCGUGGACGUCGCGCGGAUUUUAGAGCUCGUGCCAUAUUAGUGCUCAGGCUGAGCACGGUCAAUUUGCUUUAGGGAGCCACCUCAGGCUGCCUCUUUGAUCCACCAAUAUUGUACAAAAAUGUCAAGAAAAAAAUGUAUGUUGUCAUAUCUCCCAUCCCCUCCCUCUCCCCCCCUCCACCCAAAAAAAUGCGAUGAUGAAGUCUGAUUUCUGCUCUUUAGUGAACCCAAAUUGACUGGUUGGGUGAGUGGAGAGUUCAUAAUGGGAUAGGUGUCCUGUGGGUAAGUAAGUGCAAAAUUCUUAACACAUUUUGUCCAAGAUUGUAGCCACGCAAGUAUAAAAAUUAUCACUGAGGCAGUUGAAAGACAUGAUUAAAUAAAACAAUAAACACCUUCAGCUCUCAUAAUCAAUCAGAAUCUGAUUGAUGAUGGUCAUCUUAACGUGAAAAAAAAAAAAAUGUAGAGAUACUUACGUCAGUAGUCUUCAAAUAACCCCAAACCUUUUGUCAGAUGAACUGCAAUGAAUGUUGUAUAUAGACUGCUUGAUUCAGCUUGGCCAUCAAGGCACAGACAUUCGUUCAGAAGUCUUUAUUACUGUUCAUAAAAAAGUAUUUAACUUUAUUAGUUAGAUAGUUUUUAUAGUCAGGUACGUGACAGAAAGAAUAUAUGCUGUAGCAUUAUGUUUAGCACUAUGUUCGAAAACAGAAUAUGAAAUAAACCACAGACGGCUUGAAAUUAACCAUCUUAUUGGGACCCCUUUCAACAUCACUGUCAACUGUCAACACUGACGUCAAAGUGGAAAAUGCUGGCGCACAUACCCCCACGACCCCACCCCGGUUGUCGAAUAAGUCGGCAAUAUUGGAAACGAAAAAAAAUUUAAAAAAGGAAGCAAAUUUGUGUCCAUGGUUUGGACCUAAGCCAAUUAAUCAAAAGCAUUUCCCUUACGUAUGACUGUUGAUUCAUUUUGGGAAGUGAACAGCUUUAACUUGAAAGUGUCUAUUUUUGGCUCCAAAGUAUCAUUCUAUAUUUUUAAUUAAUUUAAAUCGCAUCACAACAAAUGCUUGAAUGGGAAAUAAAAAAAAAAAAGAAUAAUAAUAAAAUAAAAUAAUAAUAAUAAUAAUAAUAAUAAUAAUAAUAAUAAUAAUAAUAAUAAUAAUAACAAUAAUAAUAAUAAAGGAAUUGUGUUAUCCUUUAGCCUGGAAUCGGUAUUGAUUGCAAACUGGCAACCUACUGUUAUACCUUUCCUUUGUUUCUUUCAUGAAAAGAUGCUUCUAUCAGUCCCGAUGAUUCGAAGAAAAGUAAGAAUUGUUCGAAGGAAAUAACGACGCAAAUGAAUAAACAAAUAAGUAGAUAAAUAAACAUGCACAUAUAGGGUGCAUAAACUAGAUUAAAAAAAAGUUAAUCAAAAAGGACAAACCAUAUUUCAACAAGUUUGUAAGGGCUUCCUUUUUUGAAAGGAUUAGGGUUAGGGGUUAAAUUGUUAAAACAAUGUGAAAGUCAACAUAUUACUAGCCUUUUAAAACUACAACGUUUUAGCCUCUAACCAUCACAACCAACGGUGACGCAAAAAAAUGGAAAACGCGGGCGUACAUGUACACACAUGCCAGCGUAAGUCAAUUACAGCUGUCUCUCCUCCCUAGUCGCCGCUAGGUCAACCCAAGCGUUGAGGAGUGAGGAGAGGUGGCUGUAGUCGCAGACUAAGUUUAUUAUUUGCAUAAGUUCAGUGGUCCGCGAGAGAUGUCAGUUACCCGCCAUAUAUAACAAAUUAACCACUACAGCUUGAAAUUAACCAUCUUAUUGGGACCCAUUUUCUAUACAAAAUUUUAACCUGUAAACGCCACAGUCAACAGUGACGUCAAAAUGGAAAAUGCUGGCGCACACACCCCCACGGCCCCACCCCGGUUGUCGAAUAAGCCAACAAUAAUGGAAACGAAAAAAAAAUAAAAUAAAAAAGGAAACGUUUGUGCCCAUGGUCUGUGCCUAAGCCAGUUCAAAAGCAUUUCCCUUACUUAUGACUGUUGAUUCAUUUUGGGAAGUUAACAGCUUUAACUUAAAAGAGUUUAUUUUUGGACGCACAGAAACCUGUGAAGUUAAACCAAGCUUAUGUCAAGAAGAUGAACAACGGCGUGUCAAUGCCAUUCCUGCGAACAACAUAACCAUAACAUUUCACAAGCUUCACGACACUGGCAGAUUUUAUGCAAAUGUAUCGUGGACACCUUCACCUGGUAAGUUUAUCAGAAUCUCAAGAAUAUGCAAUGUCCAGUUCCCAAGCAUUGGAUCGUUUACACCGUACCUAAGAUCAAUUAAAGGAAUUAUAAGAAAUAAUUUUACAAUUUACUUUGAAAAACUGAGGAAACCAUUUGAUCGUGCAGUGAGACAAUCACAAUAAAGUUCAGGACACGCGAGCAAACCUCAAAAAUCACAAACUUAGUGAACUGCCGUUACUGUUUGCGGUUUAGUUUCCCCACGCCUUAUUGGCUAUUUCCUCCCAACACCAAAACAUUUCAUAAACAUGUCUGGUGUUCACGAUGUUGUGAGUUUCACAGUGUUUGGUCAAGAGGGGAACAUCUCGUCAAUUUACUUCCAAGUCUUAAAAUUUCUUUUCUGUCACUCUUAUUUGUGUUCAGCUUUGCUGUGUUUUCCUCUCAAAGCAGGACCAGACAAUUCCACUGGUUACAGGCUGAUUUAUAUUAUGGGGCGUUACUGGGACUAUUGUUGCCGAGACGUUAAUAAGGUGAGUCAUUCGGUCAAAUAAGUUGCCAUUGUCUAGUUAACUCUACUGCUUCCUGCAACCGGGGGGAGAAUCCGGAGGAUCAUGCUCGAUAAUGAUACGGCCACCAAAAUUACAUAUUAAUUCAAUAACAUUCGUGCGCACGUGGAUAUUUUUCGUGAAAUGAGGACCAAUGACCAAUCAGAUCAUGAUAUAUAUAGCAGAAUCUUCUAUCAUUGUUGGCCGACAUCAAAACGUAUUCUACAGUCUUCCCCGCAUUGCUUUCUUCCCCAGGGCGUGCUCGACUUGCUUGGCUUGCUGAUUUCUUUUAUUUAUUUAUUUAUUUAUUUAUUUGCUUGGCUUGUUUCGCUUGCAGAUUUUCUUUUAAGCCCCGCACCAUUUCGGAGCCUGUUCGCAUGUCAGUUUUCUCAAUACCUCAAAUCCCUAUAAAUAACUUCCAUCCCUAGUAAUAACUUUAAUCAUUCAGUACUUAACUGAUAAACAAAGUGGCAAAUGAUUAGAAAAUUACAAGGCGCAUCGACUAUAACCCGAUGAAGUUGCUUAUCAACCGUUUCCACUGUUCCAAGGUAUGCCAAAAAAGGGUAUCCACACUAAUAAAGAACUGAUAAAAAACAACAACAACAACAACAACAAAAACACUGCUGAAUUCAACCAUUAGUGAAAUGAGGCAACUACAAAAACUACAACUAUAAAUCUCCAAUCAAUACGCAUAUGCGUACAUAUGUUUGUCUUUAUUGCUUUCAGACAACUACAUCAGCCAUUGUUGAUAGAUUUACUAAAGGCUUAAAAGGAAAUGAGUAUUUUCGCGUCAAGGUAAGCUUAGAAAAGUCAACCAACAUAAAGAAAACCGUUGCUUCCAUGGAAUUACUGCAACACUUUAUGGUGAGGGUAAAAGGCAGAUGAGUUUGCGGAAUGGCAUAUGGCAUAAUUAUGCGGAAUGUAAUAUAUGCAGAAUGACUUAAAGAAAUAAAUAAAACUGAAUAUUGCGCCCUUUUUUGGCGACAAUAAAUUCACAGGCUACCGCUUCUUUAAUGUUGCGUGCUCGACUACGAUGACAAUCAAAAAGCCAGGAACAGCCACAAAGAUUCUACUUGCCUUUAUUAGUCGGGCUGCUGGCAGUACCGAUACUACAUCGCGAAAGUCGGCCAUUGAAGAAAAGAUGAUUUGGAAGGUCACACUCUCUUCUGCUUUAUUUUUUUUUUCUGCAAAAGAUAUUUGCAUGAUUAACGUCACUUUUUCUUUAAUCUUAUUUUCAUUUGAAACCGUGUGAGAAGUGUUUCUUUUUUCAGACGGUGGGUCGCGUGAUUGUUCCUGACAUAAUAUUAAGAGAUCGAACGUGUCUUGUAUUUUAUUUUCUUGGCUGCGUGUUGAAGUUUCAGGCACGCGAAGCUAUUAAACAGCUGGACGAGAAGCGCGAGCUCGCAUCCUGGCAAUCGAGUUUGUAUGCUUUCUGUCUUUCUUUCUUUCUUUUCUUUUUCUUUUCCUUCCUAUUUUUAGGAUUUUUUCUCCUUUACCUUUUCUUUAUUAAGUUAGUAAACCCGGUUCGGCAUAGCACUAACUGUUUAAAAAAAAUACAAAACUAUUAAAUAAAAAACAUAUUAAUGACUUGGCUAGUUCAAACAAACAAGGGAAGUGCGAAGAGACGCGGAAAAGCCUAGGAGACAGAGAGAAAUUCGCCGCUUGACUCUAUUUGUGGAUUGCGGAUUAAUGUUUGACUCUAGGCGUUCAUUUAGUCUCGAAUUUGAUCUGAUUCGUUCAACGGCGAAUUAAAAAUCCCUAGAAUUGUUGCUAGCCCGACUUCACGUUCAGCGAGCGUUUUUUUUUUUUCCUCUCGCGUUGCCAUAAAGAGUGACCGUUGAUUUGAGUAGCACAGGCUAUAUACUCCUAAAAACCCAAACAGAUUUGUGACACUAUACGUCUGCACGUAUUUGACGAGGCUUAUUUCUUUAUUUCAUUUGGGACUGCCGACUCUGCAAUUUCCUAACAGCCUCGAUCCCAGGGUCCUUUCUCUUCUUUUCUAUUUUACCUUGUCCGCCGUUACGGCCUCAAUAGAAGAUUGUUUAAACUUGGCAUGCUUUCGUACUUUCAAUGCGCUUCACUAGAAAAGAGACGUGAGUAAAGAACCGUUUCAGUUUAUCUUGGAAACGAGUUAUGGGUGAUUUAUCAAGUAUUCGUGUAUCAGCUGUGUUUCAAUCUUAGCCUUGCUUUAAUAACAGUAAUCAGUCAGGGUCACAGCCAGAACUGGAUAUAUGAUUUCCUGUCAUCUGAUUGGCUUACGCAGAACCAAAACAUUGCUCAGACCGCAAAAGGACUAAGGCCGAGAGAAAUGGCGGCGAUGUCGCGUCGAAAGCCGCUGCAAAGAUACUCAUGAUACGAUAGAAUCGUUCCGAUCUAUCGACUUUUAGAACAUGCGGAAAAUUCCAUCGAAAAGUCGUUUUCUUUAUUUUUCUUUACUGGAAUUACAUGACUCCCAGAAGCUCGCAAACUAUAAGCUUUAAUCAGCAACCUUGUUUACGACUUCUUCGCACGAUGUAGGCCGCCUGAUCUCACUCAAGUUCUCAAUUCACCAGAGCCUAGGAAAGUGAACGCUACCUUAUAGCGUGCAUAUAUACCCUAAGUAAGCGCAAUUUUGGCCUUGAUUUUCCUGAUUUCACAAGGGCUGUUGAGGAAAAGUUACUUUUUCCCGACAUUCUUAUUUCAAUGUGCACUGGGAUAGUGAAUAUUAUAUCGACAAACAGGUGUACACCGUUUGAAUAAGGGCAGUUUAUUUCGUUUAGUUCUUUUUGAAGUGCUUCAGUUAUUAUCGGAAGAUGAUGUUUCAGGUACCUUAAGCAAGUUCUUAUAAACAUAACCAGGGUGACCCAGAUUGUAUGAAUUCCUUGCUUAAAAUAAGAAAGUAGGAAAUAAACUUGACAAUGUUUAUUUGUUUAUUAAUUGUUCAGUUUUAAAAAUUGUAUGACACUAAAGUUUUGAUUUCUAAAAAAAAACAUAUAACACUUUAACAUCCCCAUUUGAGCUAGUAUCCUUCUCAGAUACUUCUCCUCUUCUGUUUACAAUGCAGUUGUUGCAAGAUUUGUAUUUUGUACACAAGCAUAGGUUACAAUCAUUCCACUAAAGGUUAAGCAAAUAACACCACUCAGUAUAAAACAACCAUUUUAUUAUGGUUCCCCUAUCGUAUCACCACUGCAUUUUCCCCUUUCAAAGCUUCAUUGUCAUAAGCUGCAAGAAAAAAUAAUUAUAAAGUUACUAAUAAUAUAUUAUACUGUCACUCAACACAAACCAUCAGUCAGGAUGGACUGCACUUGUAUUGAUUUUAAUGAUAGCUAUAUUUCUUUGACAGCUACAUAUAUUUCUUUCAUAUCAUAGGGAAAAUAUCACUAUUCCAUCAAAGCCACUCAUGCCAAAUUCUCACCAUUUCCUCCUACUAUUUCCCUCUCAUCAACUUAGUAUGUGUAAUCAAAUGGUGACGAGUGAAAUUAGGGAAUAAUUUCACGCGCGUUUUGUCCAAAUCCUUAUAAUUUCCCGAGCCUAAAGGCUCGGGAAAUUAUUAGGAUUUGGACAAAACGCAAGUGAAAUUAUUCCCUAAUUUCACGAGUAUACCAUUUGAUUACCUAUUAAUAUCAUGGGUGACGAAUUACGUUAGCAAUCGAGGAUUUUUGACUUGUUUAUCCUGAAUCGGUAUCGAUCGAGCGUGAACUCCACUCUCUCAAACGUUUAGAGCUAAAAUUUGGCUUAAGUUUUCAGAAUUUUUCCACCACAUACCUCUAAGAAUCCUUCUUGAUGUGCUCUUUCGUGUGUUCAGGUUUUCUAAAGCGUCUUUUUAUGCCCCGACAUCUUCAUUCAUGACAUUUUAAAACUUCCUCGCCAUCUUGAAACGGAGACGUACGGCAGGUUGCCAUGGCAAUUUGGUAAUUUCACAUGUGAAAUUACAAAUUAACACUAAAAUUUCGCGCCAAAAUUAAGGAGUAAUUCGUCACCUAUGAUAUUAUGCAAAAUAAUUGCUCAUAAGAGGUCAAGCAGAUACGACUAAAAUACUAGAAAGAGGCUACAGGGAGUUCAGAAUAUCAAUACCCAAAAAUGCCUUGUCAAAUAGAUUUAGACAGAUACAACAGACCAAAACAAAAGCUUCCAGAUUUGAAUGCAUAGAGGUAUUUGUGUAAAAUAAGCAACAAAUAAUGUAAAGUUUUUGACCAAGUAUUCUUUUAUACCUUUAUUACCACAACUACAUGUAUCAAACUGAUUUUUAUACUUACUCUUAUUUCCAUGUCUUGAAAUCCAUCAAUGAAAGACCCCAUGGACCUAAUUAGUACGGAUAACAACAAGAUUUGUAGUGAUAUGUUUCAUCCACUUCUGAGUAGUAGUGGGUUUUGCAGGUCACUUUGGUUCUUCAGUUCUUAUUCUUAAAAGAAAAUAGAAUAUUUUUUGUUAUUAUUGAUAUUGUUAAGAGCCCGCGAUAUUAGCAAACUCUGCGACGCAUGGGAAUAAUUGUUGACACAAGUGUAGGACCUGCCAUCUUUGUUGUUGCUCGUUUUGUACUGAAAUACAUCCAGAGUGUUACUGUUAGCUGUAACUUCUGCGCUGUCCGGCCUGAAAGUCGCUCUUAUCUUCAGUAAUAUUGCUAAAUUCCUUCCGUGUCUGACUAGAAAAAAUCUUUUUAAAAAAUAAAACAAACAGAAUCUAUGAAAAUGAAAAUGAUCCUCACAGUUAAAUACUAGGGUUUUAUUCUUACAUGUAUGUGUGCCACCCGAACCUCCAAAUGUAAUAUUAUUACUGGAGUGAGGCAUUGUUAGAGUUGAGUGUUCAAGAACACAGCAUUAUGAACUCAAACAGGGCUAGCUCAUUCCUGGAACGCUUGAAGUGGAUUGAAGCCCACUGACCAACUUAACACAAGACUAUUGCUUUUCCAGCAUAUAGUUGCAGUAGAGCAACUAUAAAUUAUUUUUUAUUAUUAUUAACAAUUUUGGUAAGAGUGUACUGCAACUGUACCAUGUGUUACCACAGUAAGGUCUGCUCGAUCGGCCAGACAACAACCCUGUGUGGCGAAACUGCAUUGCUCCUUGAACCAACCAACGCAAUCUGGACAACACUGCAGUUUUAUCGAAACCCGAACUGUCCUGAGAUCAAUCGUCAAGAAAUAUUCCCUGCAAGUUUCAAGAAGGCUUUUAAAUAGGGCCUCAAAUAUAACCAAUUUUCCCCCCAGAUAUUUUGUUUACAAGUGAGCAUCCUCAUUAUUCACUGGCAUUGUCUACAAGUUUCAUAUGCACGUGCACAACUAGCAAAAGAUAUAAAUUUGCAUCAAAAAGAACUCUCGAUUACUAGCUAUUACUAUCCGAAGAAAUAUCCGGAAUAUGCUAAUAAUUGGCUUGUCGUCACAGAUGCAGUGAGAGCCGAAACGGUGAACAUCACGGCUCAUCGUGUAGGAUGGAAUACUUAAUUAUCUUUCUCGGGUUAUAAAAUCACAGAAACUCUCACAAAGAGUUGCUCUGAUGUUAUAAUGUAUCAUUAAUCUCUUUACCCGGUAAUUAGCAUAUCCCGGAGAUUUAACCGUGGGUCCUUUUUGAUGCGAAUUCUAUCUUUUUGCUAAAUGUGCACGUGUAUAUGAAACUUGGAAACAAUGCCAGUGAAUAAUGGGGACGCUCACUUGUAAACACAAAAUCUGGGGGGAAAAUUGGCUAUAUUUGAGGCCCUAUUUAAAAGUCUUACCUGUUUUCAAUGUUCUUAAAACUCGCAGGGAAUAUUUCUUGACGAUUGAUCUCAGGAUUGUCGAAUUUAUAAAAAAAAAUUAUCGAGUGGUUUUUGGAAAAAUGCGAAAUUUUUAGGCGUGGACCAAAUUACGUCCAAAAUCUGUAUCAAAAGCAGCUAAAUGCAAGUUAAUAAAAUUCUUCUUACUCGCGAUCGCCCAGAGCAAUUCCCCUCUUUUUUCGUAUGCAGUUUUCAAUGGAAUCAAACCACUAUGAGAUGAAGCCUCGUUCCCAAAGAAUAUAAUUUUCUUAAAAUAUUAGCGAAUUGUGUAGCUAGCAUGCUAUUUUCACUGUUUUUAUUAUUCUUAAAACUACUUUUCAAAAUAUUUCGAAAACGCUCUCAAUAUAAUACAGUUGUGGUAACCUUUUUUCCAUAUCUUUACUCAUGCCGACGUAGAUAAUGCUCAACGAUGGGAGGUAUCAACCCCAAAAACUCCAGUCGAGCCACCUUAAGCUAAGUUUUCAAAAGCCUUGAGGUGGCCCGAACCUAUUUAUAUGCGUGUUGGUUAUACUUUCGCUUUGCGUUUUUCAGAAUGAAAGAUUCAACCGAUUUCUAUGAUUUUUGGCAUACUUAGGGCCUGUUUACAUGAAGGUGGGGGACUCCAGGUAGAUGAGGUAACCCGCUUGGGUGGGGUAAAAAAAGGUAACUCUCCUUUACAUGCAAUCUUACAACCCCGCCAUCCCGGGGCACAUUUUCUCAAGGUUAUUGAGUCUGGUCACUAAGAACGUACACAAGAAAAAUGCUGCAAACCACGUUUUUUGGUCAUUAACAGAGACGGUCAGGAAAUAUCGACCAUCGAGUGGCAAGAGUUGAAAAAACGGUUUCCUUCAUUUUUUGUCCAUAAAUAGCUUCUAGGUAGAUAAGUAAUCUGAUGUAAGUUGUUCACGCAAAAAGCCUUUCAUUUUCGAGAAAAGUAAGAACAUCAGUUUUCGUGGUAGGAGUCUCAAAAUGGCCGUAUUUUCAACCGGAAAAAAAAUUGUCGUUGGGUGCCCCUGACUUUUGUGCGUUUCGAAAUUUGAAGUGUUUACACAAUUACGGCCGGCCUAUCAUGAAAAUUCCUGAACUUCGAUGGUGUCUUACACAGAUUCCCUUCAACAACCCAAGCCAAUUCCCAAGUAUCUUUAAAUGAUUGUCUAAAUGUCUGAUUUAAAUACCGUGAAGAGAAUUUGGAGUUAUAUCACUUGUUAAAUUUUGCCGUCGAAAAUGAGUAACGAACUUAGUUUUUGUUAUCCUGAUAGCCUGUCCCUCAUUUGUGAAUUAUUUCAGUACGACGAGCUUCGCUAUUACCCUGAAAGUAUCUGUUAGUGGAAGAAAAAGAAUUUUUCUAUUCGUGGAAAGUGUCCAAAUUUCUCCAUGCGGCUUCGUUUGCGAACGCGAGGAAAGUUGAUGUUAGCGAAUUUCAGGUUAAAAAUUAGGACAGUCUGAGACUCCUACAUCGAAAACCAAUCUUCUACUUUUUCUCACAAACAAAAGUCUUUUGGCAGGAACAAUCUCCAUUAGGUUUCUUAUCUACCUUAAAGCUAUCUAUUAACAAAAAAUGAAAGAAAUUGAUUUUUCAGCUCUUGGCACGAAAUUAAGAUUUUGGUCGAUUUUUCCUAACCGUCGCUCUUAAUACUCUUCUACACUCACUUGCUGCUAUUGCUGCAACCUUGAGUGUUGUGGCUUUCUAUUGUUACCUUUAAUAAUGAUGCAAAGCUACCGCCAAAGUGAAUUUUGCACGAAUUCAGUAUCGCGAAUCCGAUCCCAGCUAGGCGGGUUACCCCACCUUGAAACGUUGACAUGGAAAAAUUUGACCCCAGCUUAGAGGGUUACCCGGUCUGGCUGACCGGGCUACCAGCCUUGGCGGGUCACCCUACCUAUCAUGUAAACGUGAUCAAAUUAAAAUGAGAGAUUAUAUGGACAGGCGGGUUACCCCACCUUAGCGGGUUACCUCACCUACCUGGAGUCCCCCACCUUCAUAUAAACAGGCUCUUAAUAAACAAUAAUGAAAAUCAUGGAACGGGCAGUUUGCUGUUGGGGAUAAUGAGAAGAAUAAGACAAUUGUCAUAUUUUCUUCAUCUUUAUUCCCAAGUGGUAAACUUCCCGUGCGAAUGUGAUGACAAGUCUAAAAAGCUUGAAUAAAUUACCAAAUACAAGGGUUUUCAUUGCAGCUGAAAAAUGGAUGGUUAGAAGUACUGGAGUUGGUGGCCUUAUUUCUCUUCAAAACGGGAACCUCCGAGGCUAAAAACUCUUGACAGUUUUUCGUAGACGCUGUAUUUUGCUUUGUUAAGAUUUGUUCCCAAAAGAGAGGGACAAAUACAACGUAAGGGGCUGCUUACAUGGAGGUGGGGGACCCCAGGUAGGUGAGGUAACCCGCUAAGGUGUGGUAACCCACCUGUCCAUAUAAUCUCUCAUUUUGAUUUGAUCACGUUUACAUGAUAGGUGAGGUGACCCGCCAAGGAGGGUAGCCCAGUCUGCCAGACCGGGUAACCCUCUCAGCCGGGCUCAAAUUUUGCUAUGUACACGUUUCAAGGUGGGGUAACCCGCCAAGCUGGGGUCGGAUUCGCGAUACUGAAUUCGCGCAAAAUUCACUUUGGCGGUAGCUUUGCGUCAUUAUUAAAGGUUACAAUAGAAAGCCACAGUACUGGAGGUUGCAGCAAAAGCAGCAAGCGAGUGUAGAAGAGUAUUAAGAAUGUUCUUAGUAAUUGUUUUUAUGUUUCACCAAACUGACUUGCUGGUGGUUUCCACUGUUCGAAUCUUGAUGAAUUUCGUGACACAGUUCCUCUAAUUACUAUAUUAGUUCACGCUUCAGGUAGUUCUAUCAAGGUCGUAAGUUAAGAUCAUCUCGGAUUUACUUUGGUAGGUUAACCGUUUAGAGGGUGUUAUAGAAUUAUGCUCCCGGUAUUUACGAUGUCAUUCUUUGCGAGACGAGGCCGAAGGCACCGUGAAGCGUGGUUCAUAAAACUGCAGGAAUGUGCGUCGCACGUGGAUCACUUAACCGAGUGAAAUAUUGGGUUGCCUACCUAUAAGUCGGAUUAAUGUUCAAAUUUUUUAGCGACAAAAGAGUCUGUAACUUAGGAAACUGUAAUUUGGCAUCAGCAACCGAAGCCAGCUUAGUGCUAGACUUGAAUUGUAAAAAAUGUUUUAGUCAGUUUUUAGGGGGAUUAAAUUUUCCACGAGGAAAAUGCUUUCAAAAUAACAAUUGGCCAGGUGUAUGUCUUCGCUGCGUUGUGAAAUCGUGGAUGUCUCGCUGCCAUGCGAUCGACUCCAUCGAGUUGUCAUCGAGUUAGAUCGUAUGUUUAUUUUUCCUCUUUAUUUCCCGGCCUACUGUUUUUCCACUCUUUUCCCGAGAUUCAAGAGAUUCUUCAAGACACGUAUUUCCCAUCUCAGUUCAGAUGACAAGUUUGUCGCUGAAUCUACACUGCUCAGAAAAACGGGGGACGUUCUACCGUCGUAUUGCCUACCUUACUUGACUACCUUUGUUUGCGAUUAUUUCACACAUAUCCUGUGCUGGGGCCCGUUUCUCGAAAGUCCCGGUAACUUUACGGGCCCGAAAUCAAAUAUUCAAAUCGAAAUAUAAAGAAUAAGAGCGUGGGUCCUGGCUAGCAAACUACUCCAUUUUGUUCAUUAACUGACAGUUUUAUCGUGUUAGAUGCAAAACUAUUGAAACCUCGGUCUUUAAUGCAAACGGAGACAGCUUACCGGGCCCGUUAAUUAUCGGGACUUUCGAGAAACGGGCCCCUGGGUUGGUAAUUACAGCAAGGAUUUUUAAUGGACUGAUUCUCGCAUUCACUUUUUUUACCAGGUACUUACUCUUCCACUUACACCAGGUACUCCUGUUAAACUCAAACGUAAGUUAAUGGUAAUAUCUUCUUGCGCGCUAGCUGUUAUUUACUGUCUUCACCUUUAUCAAAGUUGCAUUAAAAUGCCAUAGAGUGUUAAAUGUGCAAUCAAAUUACAUGAUACCAGAAUAUGACAUUGAUGAUGCCAUUUUUGUCCUUUUAACUCUCUUUCUUGUCACAGGAAAAAGGAUACCGCAGCUGACUAGGCCGCCAACCGGUAAUUAUUUUAAGAGUACUUGCAAAGUAAAGAUGCUAUUUUUAGAAGCCUAAGCUCGUUUUACUCUAGCCAAUAACGAGACCAGAUCGAUUCUUUGUUUUCAAUUGCUUUAGUGAAAGUGACUGGUAGGUAAUGAAAAAUAUGACUUUUAAUCGAACAGCUGUCAUUCAAAGUCGAUCCACAGAAGAAAUAACAUUGCUUUUUUGCUUUUUUAAUCCGGUAUUCAAAAUAUUUCUCCGUUUUUGAAUGGUCUAAAUAUCCGGGCCAAUAAUUCAUAAAGCGCUAUCGCUGACUAAAAUUGAAUAUACUUACGUUAAUUGUCCAUAAAAAAAUAUAAGUCGUCAGGUAGAUCGUCAUAUCACUUAUAUAAUUAUUGGAUGAUUUAUGUAACAACCACUACUUAUGUAACUGAUGACCGAAUAUAAACACUUGACAUUUAGAUACAUUGUAUUUGUUCAUUGUUUUCAAGAAAAGAAGUCCACCUGACUACGAAUCCACCCUGUAAUUUUUUUACGCUUACCCAGUUUAUUACUAAGCCUUUUCCUUUGCCCUAGAAAGACCUUUGGCCACGUACCUGCAAGAGCUGAAUCAUCAGUAAAACCAAUAAACUCCUCUUCUUUACGAUGAACAGAAAAAUCAAAACAAUAAAAACAAAAAUAAUAAUAAUUAACAACAACAACAAAAAAGCUAUACAAGGAGAAAGUAUUCAGUUUAUCUUAGUUCUCAUUUUAUUCCAGUCUAUUUUAGACUAUUUUGGGCUAUUCAAGUUUAAUGCCGUUUUCUUGAAGACUGUUAUCAGACUGUACAUUUAGAACAUUUGAUGGGCAAAAUAAAAGAAAUACUCAUUUGCUUUGUCAUUUCUUUGAGCUUUUGAAAUAUAUUACGUAAUCAUUUUUUGUAAAUGCGCAACUGCAACAACGCUGUUAAGGAAAAAAGGAAAAUGUAAAAACCAGAAUAGGAAUUAAUAGGCCCUUUGCAGGACUUGGUCACGUGACCCUUCUUAAGCAGCAAUUAUGGGAUACAGCUCUUAAAAUGCCUUAGAUGGAAAGAGCACGAGAAAAUUAGCCAGAAGGCCAAUUUUGAGGGGACUGACACAUAAAACUAAGAUUUUAUAGCUGCUUGAAUUUCUAGAAAAUUNAAAGUAUUCAGUUUAUCUUAGUUCUCAUUUUAUUCCAGUCUAUUUUAGACUAUUUUGGGCUAUUCAAGUUUAAUGCCGUUUUCUUGAAGACUGUUAUCAGACUGUACAUUUAGAACAUUUGAUGGGCAAAAUAAAAGAAAUACUCAUUUGCUUUGUCAUUUCUUUGAGCUUUUGAAAUAUAUUACGUAAUCAUUUUUUGUAAAUGCGCAACUGCAACAACGCUGUUAAGGAAAAAAGGAAAAUGUAAAAACCAGAAUAGGAAUUAAUAGGCCCUUUGCAGGACUUGGUCACGUGACCCUUCUUAAGCAGCAAUUAUGGGAUACAGCUCUUAAAAUGCCUUAGAUGGAAAGAGCACGAGAAAAUUAGCCAGAAGGCCAAUUUUGAGGGGACUGACACAUAAAACUAAGAUUUUAUAGCUGCUUGAAUUUCUAGAAAAUUAUAAGGAUUUGUAUGAAAUAAAUCGCUGGAUCGCACGCCAUGCGUCCCAGCAACUUUUUUCAGACAUUCCAGCAGCUAUAAAAUCUUAGUCUUAUGUGUCAGUCUCCUCAAAAUUCGUCUUCUGGCUAAUUUUCUCGUUCUCUUUCCAUCUGAGGCAUUUUUAGAGCUGUAAUAGUAUGCCAUAAUUUUUGCUUAAGAAUGGUCACGUGAUCAAGUCCUGCAAAGGGCCUAUUAGAAAUAUAGGGUUCAUCAAUUUGCCACGUAUGUGUACAGCAGUUGCGUCUGCACUGGUUAUUUCGCCUUAGAAUAAAUAUAUAAAUGAAUAAAUAAGAAAAAAAAAAACAAUUCUGCAAAUGAAUGAAUCCCAGAGUGGUUUUAGUAAACCUAAUUUAUCCACAUUUAGCUUUUUCCUUAGUAUUCAUUUCCUUGUAACAUUUUACCACAGGUGUGGUAAAAUAUCUUUUUUGCAAUCUCUUUAAUUUCAUCUAGAAAAUCAAGGAACUACGUCUCCAUCACAAACAAGCGAGGGUAAGGAAAAACAACAACAAAAAUGUGAACUUGAUACACGUACAUCGCCAUGAUCAAUAAACCCCCUAGCAUGGAAGGAUUACAAAAAAUAUAUACAUCUAUAUAUUUCUAACUGUCGCCCGGAGAAGAGAAAAUGCAUUGAUCAAGUAUAAACGGAUUUUCGUGAACAUGUUUAUUUAGGCUUUUUUUUUCCUUUUCAGGAGAAGAAGUUGUCCUUACUGCGAGAACUCCUGGUAACUUUUCACGUUUCAUGUUACUAGCUAUUUCCUUUUGUUCUAGAAAGACCAGUAUCCGACAGGAGUAUAAGACUGAAGAGACAGUAAUAAGACUGCGCUAUCUGUGUACCUAUCAGUUAUUUCUCUCAUACGUAGGUGGAUUAUGAUUAUGAUUUUCCGGGCAAGUGUGGUCCUGAAUAGAACUGUUGUUGACAGUGACAGACGUUUCGACAACGUGUGCAGUAGACAUCUUUAGAGCCAACGUCAGUUGCAUCACGUCUGUUGAUUAAAUUCAACUCUUUUUAUUAACCUGAUUGGUCAAUUAAGUCGGAACGUUAUUGGUCGUCUAUAAGUUAAGCCUUGAUUUCAUUGGCUAUGAAGACUCUAGAAUCUACACAGCCCUAUAACAUCACUGCUUAAUGAAAUGACUCUUGCGGUUCAAACCUUUACAGUUCUAUGCCUGAUAGCUUUCUUAACACAAGUUGUACACCAACUUGACGGAUCGAUUUGUCGGAACGAAUUGAUAUCUUCACUGCCAACCAACUGGGUCAUUUCUUUUUCUUUCUGGACAGAGACAAUAAAUCAAUCUUCAUCGUCUUCAUCUACAAGUAAGUAUAUACUAUAUUUGUGUAAAUUAUCAGUGAGUGUUUCAGUUUUAGUUUGAAGAAAAUGAGAACGAUAUAAGAGCACGAGCUGCAAUUUUUUGUUCUUAAGCUCAAGUAAGCCAAGGGAGUAUUUCUGCAUCUCUGUCUAAAGGUGAGUGUGGAAAAUGUAUGUUGGUUUGUUUGUUUUAGUACAGUUUACAUGUCUUUUAUAUAUAUCUGUCUGGAUUUCCAAAAGGUACCUCCAGGAUUUUUUAGCGACUGUCUCAUUUGUGGCUUGUUCGGUACUCGACCAUGUUUUUUCUCUUACGAUGUUUUCAGUACAAAAAAAAAACCUAACAAGCUGCAUUAGACAAAAAACAAAACGAAACAAAACAAAACAAACAAGACAACACAAAAAACAAACAAGCAAACAAAAAAACGUGUUCAUAUGUUACAGCCCAUGUUCUUUAUAACCCUUCAAAAAGCUACACUGCUUAUGAGCAUUCUCGCUGUGGCCUGGCGUAACAGAUUAGACUCUGUCAGUGACUAUUACACGAAGGACAAAUCAUAGGUGAUAACGAUUGCUGCUGCUACUGUUGCUGUUUCUGUUGUUGCUUUUCUUUUGUUGUUGGCCUUUCAGAGCUUUCUGUAUUUUGUACCAUGCAAUCUCAGUUCAACCCGAUGUUUGACAAAAUAUUAUUUCUCAGCAAUCUUGACAGUUCCUUUUAAACUUUGGCACUGCUCACAUUAUUAGCACCUGGGCUACUGCUCUAAUUAUGCAUAUUUAUUUAUUUAUUUUUCUUUGUUUCUUCUUUUUUGGUCCCAUAUCAGGCAACAAGGAUUCACGCGAGAAAAUUUUAAUCAUCACUGCACCUUCGAUCUUCGUGUUACUAGUUGUGACUGUUUCAGCUUGCUGGUACUUUCGGUACUUAAGCACACGAAGACAACCAGCACGAGGUCAGUAUUGCUUGAUUUUUGUAAAAUUAUACGGAGUUUCACAUCCUCUACGAGACAAAAAUCGUAGCUUUUUAUGUUAUUUCAGGUGCUCGUUUGAGAAAACAAAAAUGAACUUCCAAGCAAUUCAGGAAGUUUAGUAGGAGGAAAGAAAAACGUAUAUUACAAUUUGUGUAAGAGCCUGUACUGUAUUCCUUUUGAAUGAUGAACCUCGAUGGUUAGACACGAAUUUAACAAGGUUUUUCUAAAUUUUAAUUUCUAUUUAUUUCAUUUUUUGGCGCAAUUCAGUGCUGUUCCCUCAGUGGUUUAUUAGCACCCUCUGAGAUCAUCCGCGUGUUAUCAUAUUAAUCUUAGUCGUUUCGGGUAAAAUGCAGUUUGGUUUUUUUGUUUACAGUUAUUCUCUAAUGUUAUCUUCCAGAAGAACAUGAACAGGAUGUUGAUUACGACGCCUUCAUCAUAUACAGCUCUGCAGACGAAAAGUGGGUUUAUAAGAUUCUCUGUCCAAUUCUUGAAGAAAAACAUGGUUUGAGGUGUUGUGUUCACCAUAGAGAUUUUGUUGUUGGAAAACCGUUUCGCGAAAACAUGGCCGACAGUGUUUAUAAAAGCAGGAAAAUCAUUGCUGUUGUGUCCCGCAACUUUUUCAAAAGUAAAUAUUGCAGUCAGGAAAUGGAUAUGGCUUUAGGCCGAUCAUUGAAUAGAGGAGAUGACAGUGUUAUUGUGAUUAAAUAUGACGGUGUUGACACAAGGAAGCUUCCUAAAGCACUGAGGCAGAGAAGCUAUAUUGAUUACCCAAAGUUGAUUGAAAAGGAAAUGUGGGAGAGAAGGCUUAUCGACUGUUUAAAGCACGUUCCCGGCAAGAAAACGUCUCCGGUUAGCUUGGUGUAAUCGAUAGGAUACUGGGCAGAGGCGAGUUGGCUUUCUUCUAAUUAUUAAAAAAAAAAUGGUCCAAUUUCUUUUAGUAGAUUUGUUAAUGAAGGUGGGAUCCAACACGCAUACAACCAAUUUCAGUAACAUGCACAUCGGCAUUCGUUUUUGAGGAUUGUUAACUUAGACAUGCCCGGUACCUGCUAAGAUUAGACAGCCAGAGGCAGUUUGGCCCGGUUUCCCUUCAAGCACCACCGGCAAAAGUCCUAGUUAUUAUGAAUCAUGCCUUGCAGAGUGCCACCUACGGUAGUGCUACUAAAAUAAACACUCGCUUUAACGUU